AGGACGUCACGACCUUCUCUCCUGCUCUUCGGAGGUUCGUCCCUGCGGCAAAGCCAAAAUUGGAAGAAGAACCUACUGUUUAUGUCCGCGGGUCCGACAAGGACAAGAUCAUACCUACUUAGACCGCAGACUAAGUCAGGGAAGGACUAUUCCAGCACAGCUAUCAUGACUAGAAGCUCUGAGCAACAACCCCUUCUUCCUUCUGACAGCACACAAGAAUAUCAUCAUUUCAGUGACCACAAUGAUAACAACAGCAGCCUCGAAUUCUCCAUGUCGAACACGAUCGCCAAGUACCGAAGUCAAACCCGUCAGUUUCUCUCCUCUUCCAUCGGGCACUACAUCGUCCUAGCCCUCAUCAGUCUGGACAUCAGCAGCAUCUUCGCCGAAUUCCUCGUGAAGUCGCUCGCAUGUGACAAGACCAUUUCGCGAGAUGGCGCGGAGGUAGCGGAAGGAAUCCUGGGUGUUGUCAGCCUCGUCUUCUCAUCACUCUUCAUGAUCGAGCUGGCGGCUACCAUCUGGGCAUUUGGAUUGCGCUACUUCUCAGCCAAUGCUCUCCACAUCCUCGACGCAGCAGUGAUCCUCCUCAGCUUCGCCAUCGACUGCGUGCUCCUCGUCCGACAUCGACAUCCCUCCUCCGAGGGAGAUUCCGCGAGACGCUUUAGCCAAUUGAUAAUCCUACUACGUCUGUGGCGAGUUUUCAAAAUUGUCGAGGAGCUCGGCGUCAGCGGGGCGCAGGGACAGAUGGUCGAGCCGUUGGAGGAGCGGGUGAAGGAAUUGGAGGAGGAGAAUCGAGUUUUGAGGGAAAGGUUGGAUAGGGAGAGUGAAGUGGUGAGAGAGGAUGGGGGAAGGGAGGAGGUGUAGAUCUGGCUCUUUGAAGGGGUAAAGAGGCGCUUAGAGGCCCUUUUUUCUUUUCAAGGAAAGAGUUGGUGGAUGGCGGUUUCGGGUCUGCGUGGACUUCGACGAGACGGUGUCGGACGGACGUAGUCAAUUGGAUGUAUGAAUGACUGAAUAAAUGAAUGAGAGGAUCUGGAAGAAAAC
This is a messenger RNA of Dissoconium aciculare CBS 342.82, 1038 nucleotides long. RefSeq lists its product as uncharacterized. Gene Ontology annotation, cellular component: plasma membrane. The transcript is spliced from 4 exons. The coding region runs from base 82 to 861 and encodes 259 amino acids. Gene Ontology annotation, biological process: proton transmembrane transport. NCBI's taxonomy places the organism in Eukaryota, Fungi, Ascomycota, Dothideomycetes, Mycosphaerellales, Dissoconiaceae. The record is from RefSeq and is a predicted model, not a curated record. Gene Ontology annotation, molecular function: voltage-gated proton channel activity.